Messenger RNA from Mesorhabditis belari, 2316 nucleotides. NCBI's taxonomy places the organism in Eukaryota, Metazoa, Nematoda, Chromadorea, Rhabditida, Rhabditidae. The record is from the annotation of a GenBank genome assembly.
AUGAGUGCAACACCGACGCCGAAACUGCGAAAAGGAGCCAAAAGAAAACACCAAGAUGAUGAUGCGAUGGAACAUGACGGAGAAGACAGCAAUCACGGAGUAUCAACAGUAAACGUGCCAAAAGGGAAAGAGAAAGACCCCGAGUUCAAUCCAACAAAGGGACAAAAGCUUGUUGAUCUCGACGAGGAGAGCCAAACGAAUGGAAAGGAGCCAACAGAAGGAAACGUCAUCGAACAAACACACUACGUCGUUGUGCCAAGUUAUUCAUCUUGGUUUGAUUAUAAUGCCAUCCACCAAAUCGAGAAAAGAGCGUUACCCGAAUUUUUCAAUGGAAAGAACAAAAGCAAGACACCAGAAGUAUUUGUGGCCUAUCGAAACUUCAUGAUUGAUACAUAUCGCCUAAACCCAUUCGAGUACCUCUCUGCGACGUCUUGCCGAAGAAAUCUAGCCGGUGACGUGUGCUCGAUCAUGCGUAUUCAUCAAUUCCUCGAACAAUGGGGCUUGAUCAACUAUCAGGUGGAUUCCGAGUCUCGUCCAGCUCCUAUCGGCCCACCACCUACAUCUCAUUUCAUGAUUUUGGCCGACACGCCGAUGGGAGUUCAACCAAUUCAACCACUGCCUCCAUCAUUCACAACCGAAGCAGUAAAGAAAGAAGAAGAAGAAUCUGGUGACCAACAACUGAAAGAGAAAAUUGGCGACUUCGGACUGAAAACGGAUCAAUAUGCAAAGCAAUUGGCGGCAAUGAAAGCAAAAGGAGCCGCUCCAGGACGCGAAUGGACCGAUCAAGAGACAUUGAUGUUGCUUGAGGGUCUCGAAAUGUUCAAAGACGAUUGGAAUAAGGUUGCUGAUCAUGUGAGUACGCGAACACAAGACGAAUGUAUCAUGCGUUUCCUUCAACUGCCAAUUCAAGAUCCUUAUUUGAAAGAGGAGCCAUCAGAAAAUCCGGGUCCAAGCGUCCUUGGCCCAUUGGCUUAUCAACCGGUUCCAUUCUCGCAGACGGGAAAUCCAGUGAUGUCGACGGUUGCUUUCCUUGCCUCUGUUGUUGAUCCACGUGUUGCAUCCGCGGCCACAAAAGCCGCUCUUGAGGAGUUUGGCAAGAUUAAAGAUGAGGUUCCUCCGCUUGUUCUUGAAGCUCAUACCAAGAAUGUACAAGAGCAUUUCGAUAAGACUGGGGCCAUUGAUGGAAAGGCUGGACUUGCAAAAAGCGGAAUCGCUGAUGAUGCUUGUGAAAAAUCUGAAGACAAAGAGGGUACUAAUGGUGAACAAAUGGAUUCCGACAGACCAGCUGAAGGAGAGACUCAAUCUGCAGCCAGGAAUGCUAUUAGUGAAAAAGUGCAGAGUGCAGCGGCUGCUGCCUUGGCUGCAGCGGCAACAAAAGCGAAGCAUUUGGCCCAACUUGAAGAAAGACGAAUCAAAUCACUUGUGGCUCAACUCGUCGAGACGCAGAUGCGUAAAUUAGAAAAGAAACUCCAACAUUUUGAGGAACUUGAGGCGAUAAUGGACAAAGAACGCGAAGCAUUGGAAUAUCAACGACAACAAUUGAUUCUUGAGCGACAGGCUUUCCAUAUGGACCAACUGAGAUACCUGGAGAACCGAGCCAAGCACGAGGCACACAAUAAACUCCAAACAGCUGGAUCUUUGCCAGCAGGGUUACCACCAGGCUUCGAAGUCACAGGGCCUCCUCAACCGACUCCACAAGUUCAAAUCACCGCCCCACCAAGCCAAAGUGAAAACCUCACGCAAAAUCCACCUGUUGCCCCAGUUCCAUCUACGACAACAACCGCAGUAAAUCCACCACCUGCUGCAACAACUCAACCACAAGCUCAAUACCCACCAUCGCAGCCACCACCACAAGCCCCAUCCACAGCCACUUAUCCAAGCAGCGGUGCUCCUCCUUAUGGCACUCCACAAGGAUACCCCCCACAACAUCAACCUGGCACAUAUCCUCCGGGACAUCCAGGAUAUGGAGGUGCGCCUGCCGGCCAAUAUCCGCCUGGACCGCCACAUGCUGGCUAUCCCCGUUAUCCUCAACAAGGAUAUCCUCCUCAACAACAACGACCAUAUCCGGGGGCAGGAUAUCCACCAGCACAAGGAACUCCUGGCCAACCACCGCGCGCGGGGUAUCCACCGCAACAAGGCUACCCCUAUCCACCCCAAGGAGCGGCUCCUCCUUAUGGAUAUCCACAGGGUGCUCCGGGACAAGGUCCGCCACCACAACAACCAUCAUCGGCCGGGCAACAAACCGUGGAUAAUGCGGACGCCGCCACUCCUCCGAUGCAUCUAGGGGCGCCGAUGGACACGACGACAAAGCAAGAA